GCCGCCCCAACAAACGUAAUACGUACUUUGAUAAUUUUCAUACAUACAAAAACACAAUGAAUGAAUCGAGAGAUCGAUUGUCAUUUACAACCAAUUUUCAAAACACGGCGGGUGUAGAAUGUUAUAAAUAAACAAAGGAAAUGAUAUAACUUGAUUUCGAGCGAUAUUAUCAAAUUAAAUUUAGGGGACAAUGGAAGAUGCAGAUGAAGAGAAAGUGAAGUUACUGGAGUCGAUCCGCUUACAAGAUGCUGCUCUGUCAGUGGUUGUGGAUGACACCAUAGCCACGCUUGACAGUGACUCGGACGGCGAGCGGGAUUCAGAACAUGAAGGUAUGUCUACUGUAACAGACGACACUGUUCCAAGUGCAGCUAUUGAAGAAGAAAAUUCCAUUGACAAUGAAGAUACAUGCAAAAACCCAUCCUGGGCUGAAGCCCUUGAGGCAAACCAAGAGUAUGAUGCAGUAUUGGCGCAGUUAGAGGCAGAAAUUAGACAAAAUAUAGCCAAGGUGGUAAAGCAAUUAAAUGAAGUUCAGGACAACAUUCAUAGUAACAGUAAUCUUGGGAAUUCCAUCAACAUGAAAAGCCAGUGGAUGUACGUCUUUGGUAUGCCGUACUUCAAAACCGAGAAUUUUUAUCCUUGUCCUUUUAACGAAGAUUAUCAUACUAAGAAGCAAAACAGAGAGAUUUGCUGGUCAGAACUUGAUUCUUAUCAUCAAUGGGUUACAUCUCACAAGAAAGCAUUGAGUGACGCUGUGACUGAGGUGGCAACUCAAAAGUGUCUCAAAGAAGCAAAGCUAAAGUUAGCUGUCUUACGCAAAGAAUUGGAAUCAGAGCGACUGUCUGGAAAUACUGAACGGUUUGUUGAGAUUGAACAAAAAAUUGCUGAUUUUGAUGUCUCAUCUGUGGCUCAAUCCAUGCUUGAUGAAGAAAUUGCUAAUGGUGCGCAUGAUUGGAUGAAAAUAUCAGCUUCAUUUCUGGAUGGAAAACAGUCACCUGAAAGCUGCAGGAGCUUUUGGAACUUGUACUUACACCCCAGAAUCAAUAAAACGCCAUAUACUGAAGAUGAGGAAGGAAAGCUUCUUGAAUUGGCCAAAAAAUACAACCAUCAAGAUUGGGAUAAAAUUGCAGAAGAGCUUGGAACUAAUCGUUCAGGUUAUCAAUGUUUUAUUGUUUAUCAAAACAAACUAAAUGUAUCUUUGAAAAGGAACACUUGGGACCCUGCGGAAGACAAAAAGCUUCUCCGUGCUGUUGAAAAAUAUAAAAUUGGGAACUUUAUUCCGUGGGGGAAGGUUGCAUAUGAUAUGGAGAACCGAACUAAAACUCAAGUUUUCAACCGUUGGACUUACUCACUUAAUCCAGCUAUUAAAAAAGGACGGUUUACUGAAGAAGAAGAUAUAAUGAUACUAGCUGGAGUGCAAAUGUGGGGUGAAGAUUUUCAGCGAAUCGCAAAUUUUUUGAAAGAUAGGACCACUUGCCAAGUUAGGGACCGUUACAAACAUUACCUAAAUAGACCAGGCAAUGGUGUUCCAUGGACUGUAGAUGAUGACAAGAAUCUCAUUGAAUUAACAGAAAAGCAUGGAAGAAAUUGGGCCAAAAUAUCUAAGUGGUUUCCUACCAAAGAUCGCACUCAGGUGCGACACCGUUUUACUACUCUGUCUCGAUGGAGAGCCAAAAAUCCAGAUUCUCCUAUAUCUGAAGCUCCUGCUCGUGUUUACAAUCCUAACAUUUAUUCGCAGUUCCAAGAGCAAUGGGACAAAGCUAGAGCUAUAUUAAGCUGUGAUAAUUUAGAAGAUAUGGUAAAAGCCAAGAACAAUCUCAUCACAUCUUUAGUGAAAAAGAAGAAAAAGUCAAUCUUAGAUGUUCCUAAAAAGAAAAAACAAUCCCCAAUCGAGGCAGACCUGGUAAAUUAUUUUCGCUGCAGUUAUGAUUUGCCUGGGGGUCCCAAAAAGCUUAAUGUACGAAGAGAAGAAGCACAAAAGUAUGCUAAAGAGCUAGUUAUGCUACUUAAGCUUUUAAACUCAAAAUUAAAUCUACCUUGUUUUGAGGAGAUUCAAACUGAUACAUCUCUUACACCAGCUGACAGGGAUAUACUUGCCAACCUUGUUUUGGACACCAUUGAUUUCAAAGAUUUUCCUGAAACUAUCCUUGAGUCAAAUGUUUUGGGAAAUACUAACCCUGACUUGGAGACUUCGGAAAAUACAACAGCUCAACUUUUUAGUGAUGAUACUGUGUUUUAUGAAGAUGAUUCUCCUCUUCAAGGAUGCCCAAAAAAUAUUGACUAUAUUCCAAGUCACAAUUAUGCCUCUUUGUAUGUUGAUUUACCUGUUAUGAAUUUUGCUCAAGAUGAAGUUGUUGCUGAUAGAAAUCAAGAUCCUGCCUUUUUUGAGCCACCUCUUAAGCAACCUAGUAUUUGUCAUAAACCAAUAAAAAGUAGUUCUGCAAAAGGGAAAGGAAUGUUUAUCUUCCCACCUAAUUUAACAACUCUUGUUGGUCUGAGAACUUUCCUAUUGAAUAGGCGCAAUUUGAUCAAUUUGAGCAAUAAAAAUUUGGAUAAGGAAGACUUAAGUGAAGUAAGUUUUGAAAAAUUAGAGGAAGCCAAGAAAAAGUUUGAUGAAAGAAUGUUUUGCCUUUUUCUUUGGCCAGCGCUCAUGUCAAGAUACAGACCAAAUGACAGUUCAAAUAUUUUCAAUGAUGAUAAGGAUGAUGAGGUUUUUGUUCCAAAUCCAGUUCCUAUAGGACGCAGCAGAGGAAAGAAAGGGCAGAAGAAAAAUGCUGACUGUACAACUGAACAGGAUCCUGGCAAUCCCUCUGGAUCGACAAAUCAAUUGAUUGUUGUCAAUGUUGAAAAUUCGUCUCAGCAAUGGAGCUUUCCAUUAAUCUCAGAAGGUGUAUCUAAUCAAGCAUGUAAAAGAGGUUUUGAUCCUUCUAUCCCUAGCACAUCUGGUCUCCCAGCCAAAAGACGUAAAGUUAUGGAAAUGGAAUCAGAUGAUGACCCGGAUGAUCCGGGUGUAAUGUGAUAUUAUAUAAUCUCUUACAUUUCAUCAGUUACAUUUUCAAUUUCUGUGACAAGUUUGAUUCCGUACUGUAUUAUUUCAUAGUUGUAAUUUUCUCCUCACUCAAGUCUUGUAUAUAAACCCACUAAACGGUCAAAUUAUUUUCUUAAAAUAAAGUCUUUAUUGUGUCUUUA
Messenger RNA from Frankliniella occidentalis (western flower thrips), 3186 nucleotides. It is a transcript of the gene Pbp95, whose product is annotated as snRNA-activating protein complex subunit 4. The record is from RefSeq and is a predicted model, not a curated record. The transcript has 8 exons. Lineage: Eukaryota; Metazoa; Arthropoda; Insecta; Thysanoptera; Thripidae. Bases 191 to 3016 code for a protein of 941 amino acids.